UGUGUCAUAUCAGUGACUUGUUGGGCGAUCAGCUGGCCGCAGACAGCUCCCAGUUCACUCUUAUUCCUGCUGUUUGAGGGUGCAAAUACAGCAUGGGCCUUUGUCGUUUGUGCCACGUGUGAAGCAGAAAGGGGCUAUGGAACAGCCUGGUCCUGUUACAGAUCCACAGGUGAUGGAAGGAGCACAGGUCCAAUUGGCGAUGGAGGGAUCUCAAUCUGUGGAUCAACUUCACAACAGUACAUAUCAUGUGAAAGAGGAGGAACAAAUAUCCCUGGACACUGAACAUGAGGCAGACAUAAGUAGUCGGGCUGAAGAGGAAUUACAGCUUGACAAUACAUUAAUCAAGACUGAAAAAGAUGUUGAGAUAGACAAAAAUGCAGUGAUAGAAGCUCAGACAUGCACUGAGGAGCAUGCUGAUGGGAGUGAUAUGGCCACUGAAACUGGUUGUGAUACCAUUGCAGUUUCCCUUUCUAGUGAGAGAUCUCCACUUUGUUUUUCAAAUGAUGCUGCUGCCAGUUUGGUACCUUCUGUCACACCUCAAGCUGUAGAAGAAUGUUCUCCUUCAGUUCUUGAAGGCACAAUUAACACAACAUUGAUUUUUGACGAUGCUCAAAACGGCAAUGAGCAGCCAUCAAUCUUGGUUACCAACUAUUCAUCAGAGCCAUCACCUGUUGAUUGUGGUGACUCAGCUGAGAGUCCUUCAUCUUCUAUCCAAAGCACUUCCAAAAAUUCAUCUAGAGAUUCUACAACGACCUCUGGGAUCUCUAAUGGCCUCUCCAGUCCAAACUCUGACACUGUCAGCUCCUCCCCUGCAUCCAGCCCACAAACCAGUGCCAAUCACCCCAUUCACUCACAUUCUUCUCCAAGCCCCUUUGACACUGAGUGCAGUCGAAAGCUGAUUUCCCAGAUCCAACGUUCCCUGUCCCAGGAGUCACUGUUGGAUGAGCUGGAGUCGGAGCUUUUGGCCUGUCAGCUUCCUGAAGGUGAAAGCGGAGUUGAGAGGAAAGGGAGCUCACCCAUCAAUGGACUUCCUACUGACCAGGACGGCUGCAUGGUAGUCUUUGAGAAGUGUGUGCAGUACAAAUAUACACAGCAAGAGAAAGCUAUUCAGAGGUUGCUUGAGGAGAACAAAAGGCAUCAGGAGUUGAUCCUGGGUAUCUGCUCAGAGAAAGACAACAUGAGGGAAGAGCUGAAGAAGAAGUCAGAAGCAGAAAAGCAACACACGACCAUCAUUAAAAAGCUGGAGGGAAGGGUGGAGGAGCUGCUGAAAGAAGUGAAGGAAUCAAGGGAUAAACUCAUCCAUCAGGAGCAGAUGGCUAAGGCUGCUCUCCAGCAGAUGCAGAGGGAGACAUCGUACCGGAUAGAACAGGUAAACAAGAAAUGUGAUGAGGCACGCCAAGAGAAGGAGGCCAUGGUGAUGAAAUAUGUGCGGGGCGAGAAAGAGGCGCUUGACCUGAGGCGGGACAAGGAGAGUUUGGAGAAAAAGCUGAGGGAAGCCGUCAAGGAGGUCGACCGGCAAGCCCUCAGAGGAAACCAGCUGGCUCAGGAGAAGGGACGGCUGCAACAGCUGUACGACUCCAAGGAAGGGGAGGUUGGCAGAUUGACACGAGAGGUGGAGAAGUUGAAGGAGGAAAUUAAUUCCCAUCUCAUCAAGGUCAAAUGGGCACAAAACAAGUUAAAGAGUGAAGCAGAUGCUCAUAAGGAAACGAAAGACAGAUUUAGAGAAACAUCAUCUAAGUUGGCUCAGGCCAAAGAGGAGACUGAACAGAUCCGCAAGAAUUGCCAGGACAUGAUCCGAACUUACCAGGAAUCAGAGGAGCUCAGGUCCAAUGAGCUGGAUGCUAAACUGAAAGAGACCAAAGGAGAGCUGGAGAAACAUAAGCAGGAGCAAACGGACCAGUUAGAGAUGCAUCAAGUAAAGGCCAAGGAGCUGGAGGACUUGAAGAGGAGUUACAAGGAGAGCAUCGAUGAGCUUGAUACUCUUCGCACCAAGUUGAAGUGUCUGGAGGAUGAACGUCCACGAUGGGAGGAUGAGCUGAGCAAAUACAGAGAGAUCAUAAACAGACAGAAAGCUGAGAUUGGUCGCCACAGAGAAAAGCUUGAAGAAGUCGCCACACUUCAGGAGCAGCAUCAACGCGACAAACAAGAGAUCACAUCUCUAAAUGAAGAAGUGGAUGCCCUGACCAGUCAAAUGGCCGACCUGCAGCGUGAUGUCCAGGGCAGCAGGGAGCGCGAGGCUGAGUUACUGGGCUUCACUGAGAAGCUGAGCAGCAAGAACGCCCAGCUCCAGUCAGAGAGCAACGCACUACAGUCUCAGCUUGAUCAGAUCAGCAACAGCUUUACAGAGCUCCAAGCAAAGCUGGAAGAGACCAUCAGACUACUGGAUGACAAGUCACGGCAACUGAAACAAGAAGAGGUGCUGAGGCAGCAGGAAGUGCAGGGCCUGCAGGAAGAGCGGACAGUGUUUCAAACAGAGGUUUCCCAACUAAAAACCAGGGUGGAGGAGCUGAGGGAUGAGCUGGUGACUCAGAAGAGGAAGCAAGUAGCUAAUAUAAAGGACCUCACGAAACAACUAACACAAGCGCGGAAGAAGCUGGAGCAGGUUGAGAAUGGAGGUUGUGACCGGGACGCCGGCAGCAUGGGCAGUCGCUCCAGCUCCUCAGGUACUCCUCUAAGAUUUGGUUCCCUGAAUGCACGCCACGGUGGGAGUAGUGGUAUUGAAGAGCGGUCGCCAGAGAGCCAAUCUGCUCCUUCAGGGAUGGUUGUGGACAGCUUCCCGGAGGUUGACAAGGCUGUGCUUGUGGAACGUAUUGUCCGCCUGCAAAAGGCCUUGGCACGGAAGCAGGAGAAGAUCGAGUUCAUGGAGGAUCAUAUCAAGCAGCUGGUGGAUGAGAUCCGUAAAAAGACAAAAAUUAUCCAGAGCUAUGUGCUCAGAGAAGAGUCAGGGGCCCUCUCAUCAGAGGCGUCAGAUAUUAACAAGGCCCACCUCAGCCGGCGGGGGGGCAUCAUGGCUUCGCUUUACACCUCCCACCCUGCGGAUAGCGGCCUGACCCUGGACCUGUCGCUGGAGAUUAACAGAAAGCUGCAGGCCGUGCUGGAGGACACACUGCUGAAGAACAUUACUCUGAAGGAGAAUCUGCAGACGCUGGGGUCUGAGAUUGAAAAGCUUAUCAAGCAGCAGAGGGACCCUGAAGACGGAGUCAGGAGAAAAUGACAUGAUCAUCUCACAGAAAAGAAGAAGCAAAAGACCAAGUACUACCUACAGAAUCUCCGGCAUUCACAAAUCUUGACACCGUAUGAAGGAGCGGCUGGUACGUUGUAAGUACCAGCGGGAUGCGAGGCCUCCAGAACUCUUCUGUCCACGUUGCUCCACCUCAAUACAGCAAAUCUUCCUUCGUUUGUGUUCGUCUCCCAUUGCCAAGAGAACUCUUUGGGCCAGUUUCCUCACACUUGAACUGCCUUGUAAAAUGUUGACUGAGGAUGGCAUUAUUGUGAAUGUUUAGCAAAUUCUGCCUACAAAGGAGUACAAAAAUGAAGAAAAACAUCCUAUAAGUACACUGAUAUUUCAUUGCCAGCAUAUUCUCUCCCACCGAUUGAACGUCCAUCUGCCAAUACGCCAAAAAAUGUAUUUUUGAAGGACUGCUUCUUCAGCUUGACUGCACACGACUCCGUGCUUGAAGCAAAAGUUAAAAAUGCAUCAGCUGAGCGUUGAGGGGACCUCGUUUGUCACCAGUACAUUUAUUUUGUUCUUUACUCUUUACAGCACUUAUAACUUGGUGAUGCAAGGUUCCCUCCAUCUGUGUGACACAGGUGCUAAACUACAGGGAUCAUGUUCCCUAUAGAGAACAGGAAAAUGCCAUCGGCGUUGAAGUGUCUCGAGUCGAGUUAAAUUUGAAGAAAAAAAAAAAAAGAUCAUACAAAGUUUGAAAUGUAGAGCAGGUCUUUGGCUUGGUCGAACUGAAUGUAAUUAUUUUUGUUUUAUUUCUCUUCAAGUGGGUUUAACAUUAAGUUUUUAUUUUUAGUAUGUCUGAUUAGUUUGAUUUUAUUGUUGUGAUGCUUUCUUUUGUGUUUUUGAUCUUAAUUUAAUUAGUACCUUGAACAUUUUUGUGUUCUCACUGAAAUCUGGCCUGAUUAAGUGUUCCUGUUUCAGACACUUUGUUAGUACCAAGUUAUCCUUAAGAGUGGUUCCUGGUAUUAUUUAUCAUUCCUGGUUUCAAACAGAGGGCACAGAGAUGCUUCGGGCUUCUAAAAGGCGUCUGCACUAUGUGCAAGAAAUGAUUUUGGGGGGAAGGACACGAAAAUGUUUAAGUAUUGCUGUUCACUCCUCCUUUAUUUUGACUUUUUGUAGCGUCACCGAGUCCAUAGAGAUAGAUUAAAGUGAAUUAAAAUCAAAGGGAGAGCAGGAGAUCCGUAGCUGUAGCUCAGGAAAGCCGCAGAAAUACAUUACAGGGACAAAGUGCAAUGCCGUUUCCGCCGUCCAUCUUUUUAUUUUAUUUUAGUUUUCUUUGUUCUGAAUGCAUCUGUGUGCCAGUAUACUGGGGUUUUUUUUUCUUUCCUUUUUUUAAUGCUUGUACCUGUGCAACAUGCAAAUGUGGUGACGUUAAAAUAUGUAAUAUUGUACGGCUGCAUGUGUGCCUUCCUAACUCGACAAAGUUUCGUGUUUUUACACGAUUUGCAUUUACAACUGUGAGUCAAUAACACCUGCUGCUCCGUACCGCUCAGCGAUACAUGGAAAUGCUUUUGUCCCUCACCGUCACAUACGAGUGCACACACUCCCAGUUUUCUUUAGC
This is a messenger RNA of Cololabis saira (Pacific saury), 4790 nucleotides long. RefSeq names its product coiled-coil domain-containing protein 186 (gene ccdc186). Gene Ontology annotation, cellular component: trans-Golgi network. Gene Ontology annotation, molecular function: small GTPase binding. NCBI's taxonomy places the organism in Eukaryota, Metazoa, Chordata, Actinopteri, Beloniformes, Belonidae. The coding region runs from base 137 to 3214 and encodes 1025 amino acids. Gene Ontology annotation, biological process: vesicle cytoskeletal trafficking. The transcript has 16 exons. The record is from RefSeq and is a predicted model, not a curated record.